Messenger RNA from Rana temporaria (common frog), 1692 nucleotides. RefSeq names its product E3 ubiquitin/ISG15 ligase TRIM25-like. The record is from RefSeq and is a predicted model, not a curated record. NCBI's taxonomy places the organism in Eukaryota, Metazoa, Chordata, Amphibia, Anura, Ranidae. The transcript has 2 exons. The coding region runs from base 40 to 1644 and encodes 534 amino acids. Gene Ontology annotation, molecular function: zinc ion binding; protein binding.
AGAGACUUUCACUGUCAUUUCUCUCUUCUGCUUUCAGUGAUGGCGUCUGCUGAUCUGAGGAAGGAGCUGGAAUGUUCCGUCUGUCUGAACAUUUAUACAAAUCCUGUAACCCUGAGAUGUGGACACAACUUCUGCCGGGACUGUAUUGGCCGUGUGUUGGAUACACAGGAGAGGUCUGGAGGUUAUUCCUGUCCUGAAUGCAGAGAAGAGUUCCAGGAUCGUCCUGCACUGCGGAGGAACAUAACGCUGCGUAACAUAGUGGAUAAUUUCCUGUCUCAGCCAGAUCAGAAAUCUGAGUUCUUCUGUACUUACUGUAUUCACACUCCUGUACCUGCUGUGAAAUCCUGUCUACUGUGUGAUGCUUCUCUGUGUGACAAUCACCUGAGAGUCCACAGCAAGUCACCAGAACACGUCUUAUGUGACCCCACCACUUCCCUGGAGAACAGGAAAUGCUCCGUCCAUAAGGAACUACUGAAGUAUUACUGCACUGAUGACUCCUCCUGUAUCUGUGUGUCCUGCAGUUUGGCCGGAGAACAUCGGGGACACCAGGUGGAGACUCUGGAUGAGGCCUUCGAGAUGAAGAAGAAAAAACUGAGGAAUGUUCUGCAGAAACUGAUGAAUGAGAGAGAGGAGACGGAGAAAAGAGUGCAGAGUCUGCAGGGACGCAGGAGGAAAGUACAAGGAAAAGCAGAGGAUGAAACAGAGAGAGUCACUGUCCUGUUUAUAGACCUCAGGAGACGUCUGGAAGAUCUGGAGAAGAGAAUCCUGAGUGAGAUUGCUGGGCAGGCACAGAGGGUCUCUCUAUCACUGUCUGAUAUGAUCCAACAGCUGAAAAUAAAGAAGGAGGAGCUGUCCAGGAAGAUGGGGGACAUUGAGGAGCUGUGUAACAUGAUGGAUCCACUGACUGUCCUACAGGAAUCAGACACAGGUGACUUGUGUGAUACUGAGGGUGGAGAUGAUGAGGACAGAGAGAGACAUGAUAGACUCCUAUAUGAUGGAGGGGAUCUGGAUGUGGCAGGAAUCUCGCACACAUUACACACAGGUUUAUCUGAUAUCAUGUCUGGGGUGUCCGGGGUUACAGACAUAUUACUGGAUGUGAGCACAGCUGGUAAUCAUCUACAAAUAUCAGAUUAUAGUAAAAUGGCAUCUUUGUCUUCACAUCAGCAUCGCCCAGAAACACCAGAGAGAUUUCAGUGUAAUCAGGUAAUAAGUAGUCAGCGUUUCUCCUCAGGGAGACAUUACUGGGAAGUGGAUGUCGGGGGGUCAGUGUACUGUAGAGUCGGGAUGUGUUAUCCGAGUAUAGACAGGCGAGGGGGUCAGUCACUGAUUGGAAAUAAUAAGAAGUCCUGGGGUUUGGAGAUUAAAUAUAAUCAGUACUUCAUGAUACAGGAUGAGAAGACGAUCCAUGUACCAACAAAUGUCUCCAGUAACAGAGUCAGGAUAGAGCUGAAUUACGAGGCCGGGCAGAUCUCCUUUUAUGAUCUGUGUGACCCGAUCCGACACCUCCACACCUUCACCACCACCUUCACUGAGCCCCUCCACGCUGGGUUAUGGAUAGGGAGAGGUUCUUUUAUAAGGAUAUCUGGGGGAACUAAAUGUGAAAUCUGGCCUAAGACAUCACAAGGCAGAGACUCGGGCUGGUAAAUUACUUGGCCAAUAGGAGAAGGCAGUGAAGAAACAUUAUUGCGGGUU